Fusarium venenatum is the source of this 1989-nucleotide messenger RNA. RefSeq names its product galactose mutarotase-like domain-containing protein. Gene Ontology annotation, biological process: carbohydrate metabolic process. Lineage: Eukaryota; Fungi; Ascomycota; Sordariomycetes; Hypocreales; Nectriaceae. The record is from RefSeq and is a predicted model, not a curated record. Gene Ontology annotation, molecular function: carbohydrate binding; catalytic activity.
AUGUUUGGGUGCAGCCUCAAGAAAUUGAGCUUGGCCGCUGGGCUAAUUGCCCAUGCAUUGGCCGACUUGAACACCUCAGAGAAUACCACUCAUAUCUCCCUCUCCAAUGACCGAUUCGCUGUCGUUCUAGCCAAGUCUAGUGGCCAUAUCAUCGACGCAACACUUGAUGGACAGGACCUACUUGGUCCUCUUAGUGGAAACUCGGGCAAAGGGCCCUACCUUGACUGUUCUUGUACUCCAUCCGGGUUCUGGACACCAGGAAGCACUGCACAGCUUCGUGUCAUCAAGGGCACUGAUUCGAGUGGAACGAAGUAUGGAGGAAUUGUCAUGAGUGACACAUUCAAGCCCACUAAUCAGACACUUUCCCAAUACUUCUUCCUUCGUGGCGAGGAGACGGGCCUGCAUGCUUUCACUCGUCUCACCUACUUCAAUGCAUCUACACCAUUCCUCCGCGACUUGGGUGAACUUCGCACGCUUUUCAGACCAAACACAAAGCUCUGGACCCACUUCUCGACGAGCGAAGGCAACUAUGGACCUCUCCCUGAUGCGGCAGGUGCCCUUACGGUACAAGAUGCGACUUGGUAUGUCGGCGACAAAACCAGCGACCCGUACGUGGAGCAGUACUCGGACUAUUGGACCAAGUACAGUCUUUCAGAAAGCUGGCGAAACCACGAUGUCCACGGAGAGUUCAGCGAUGGGUCCACCAGCAACGAUGGAAGUACGUUUGGUGCAUGGUUGGUCCACAACACCCGCGAGACAUACUACGGCGGUCCCCUGCACUCGGACCUUGUUGUAGAUGGUAUCGUAUACAACUACAUGGUAUCAGGACAUCAUGGAGCACCACAACCUAACAUCACCCAUGGUUUCGAUCGAACAUGGGGUCCUCAAUUCUACUACUUCAACAAAGGCAGUAAGGACACAACGUUGGCGGAAUUGAGAGCCGAUGCUGCCAAGUACGCUAAUCCUGAAUGGAAUGCGAAAUUUUAUGACAGUAUCGCUCAUCACGUGCCCAACUUUGCUCCUUCUGCUAAGAGGACUAAGUACAGCGGCAAAGUCAAUCUUCCUAAGAACGCAAAGAGACCGCUCAUCGUUUUGUCCGAGAAUAAGCAGGACUUUCAGCUCAAUGUUUUCAACACGCAAUCACUUCAAUACUGGGCUGAAAUUGACAAGUCUGGAGCAUACAGCAUCCCCCAGGUUGUUGAAGGAACUUACAGAGUCACCAUCUAUGCCGAUGGGGUCUUUGGCUGGUACAUCAAAGAUGAUAUCCGUGUAUCCAAAUCCCACAACAAGGGCACAUUCACAUGGCGCGAAGAGAACGCCGGUAAAGAACUUUGGCGUAUCGGAACCCCCGACAAAUCAUCAGGGGAAUAUCUUCAUGGCUAUGCACCUGAUACUUCCAAACCGCUUGCACCAGAGCAGUAUCGAAUUUACUGGGGCAAGUACGACUUCGAGAAGGACUUUCCAAAGGGAGUGAACUUUCACAUUGGCAAGGAUGACGAAGCAAAAGAUCUCAACUACGUACACUGGUCGUUCUUUGCCGCCAAGGGUAAUCAUCUUCGCUCCGAGAACUACUAUGACAACGUCAAUAAUUGGACCGUUACAUUCGACCUCAGCAAGAAUCAGCUGAAAAACGUCAAAACAGCUACUUUUACCGUUCAGAUUGCGGGAACCAGAGCAGGCAAUGGAAAUGCCAAGUGGACACCCGUCAACGAUAGAUUCAACAGCAACUUGCCAUGGACCGUAAAUGUCAACGGAGGAUACGAAGACACGUGGGUGAUACCUUAUUGGCGAAGCGGAAGCUGCGCUGUUCGUAGCGCUGUUGCGUGUCAGAACAUUGAGCACAAGUUUCAGUUCCCCACGUCCAAGUUGAAGCAGGGCAAGAAUGAGUUUGUGCUGAGUUUACCUUUCAAUGCUACGAGUAUCGAGACGGCUUUGUUGCCUGAUACGCUGUAUGUCCAGUAUGAUGCACUUAGAUUAGAGGUUAAGUGA